Messenger RNA from Nicotiana attenuata, 2772 nucleotides. RefSeq lists its product as uncharacterized. The transcript has 5 exons. The record is from RefSeq and is a predicted model, not a curated record. Bases 1 to 2772 code for a protein of 923 amino acids. NCBI's taxonomy places the organism in Eukaryota, Viridiplantae, Streptophyta, Magnoliopsida, Solanales, Solanaceae.
AUGGGUGAUGAACGUGUGAAUUCACCUAGUCAAUCCGAAUCUGGCUUCGUUAUAUUCACUGUAGAUCCUUCACAUCCUCUCUAUAUUCAUCCCUUAGACAGUCCUGGGACUUACUUAGUAUCUCCUCCUUUUGAUGGCACUGGAUUUGUUGCAUGGCGCAAAAGCAUGUUAGUUUCCCUAUCUGCCAAAAAUAAAUUGGCACUAAUUGAUGGUCGUCAGCCCAAACCUCCUGAUAACUCACCUUAUUAUUCCUACUGGGAAAGGUGUAAUGAUAUGGUGGUCGCUUGGAUCACCAAUUCGCUUUCUAGAGACAUUGCAACCAGUGUCCUAGGGUAUGAUACUGCGAAAGAGAUUUGGUUGGACUUAAAUGAAAUAUUUGGUCAGUCUAACGGCUCCAAGUUUAUUCAGAUACAAAGGGAAAUUGGAACCAUUUCCCAGGGAACAUCAGACAUAGCCUCUUAUUUCACAAAGUUUCGUAGUCUUUGGGAUGAACUUCAGACUGCUUAUGUAGGUCCUACAUGUUCAUGUGGUGCUUUACCCAAAUUCCUUGAUGAAAUGAAACUAUUCUGGUUCCUAGCUGGAUUAAAUGAGUCAUAUAGUACUGUCAAAAGCAACAUUCUCAUGAUAUCACCACUCCCAUCAGUUAGUAAGGCCUAUUCCAUGUUACAACAUGAUGAGAGACAAAGGAAAACAUCUCCAGCCCCAAGUUUUUCUAGUGAUUCUGUGUCUUUUUCUGCAUCCUCCACUUCCUCAACUCAUUCACAAAAUCAUGGUGGACAAAAACCUUUCAAUCAGAAGAUUCAUUUUGAGUCAAAGAAGUCUGUACAACCCAUGACGUGCAGAUAUUGUAAAAAACCAGGUCAUACCAUUGAGAAAUGUUACAAACUCCAUGGUUUUCCUUCUGACUUCAAGUUCACCAAAAAUAAGAGAUCAGCUUCCUGUGUUCAAGCUGAGGGUACUAAUUCUGCUCCAUCAAUCUCAUUUAUGGAACAACCUUCACCUGUCAAUCAUGGAUUUACUACAGAACAAUAUCAGCAUCUUCUCACUCUCCUGAAGCAGUCACAUAUUUCUUCAGGUAUCUCAAGUGAUUCUCAUUCUGGAGACAAUCAUGCAUAUGCCCAUUUUGCAGGUUUGUUUUGCAGUUCUGUAGUUAGGUCUGUGGAUUUUCAUGCUUGUGCAUCCUCACAAUUAACUGUUGACACUUGGAUUUUAGACUCAGGGGCUACUAAUCACAUGACACCUUACAAAUAUCUUCUCCACAAUCUUCAACCAUUAACUAGACCCUACUUAAUCACUUUACCAAAUGGAUACAAAGUAAAAGUUGUAUCUACUGGAUCUUUACAACUUAGAUCUGAUAUUGUGUUACACAAUGGCCCUUCUCUGAAGAGGCCACUGAGAAUUGGUAAGGCUGACAAUGGAUUGUAUUUUCUUAAUCUUGAUGAUAGCCCUUUAGUUUCAUCAUUUCCAAUUGAUGUUUCAUGUACUGUUUCAUCUUCUGUUCCUAACGUUUCUCCUGUUUUUAAUUCUGCUAGUCCCAUUCCUAUUAGUCCCUCAUCCACAUAUCUCAUCAAUAGAUUCCCUUCUACUGUCUUUAACAACAUAUCCCCUUUUGAGAAACUACAUGGCCAUUCACCUUCCUAUGAUAAUCUUAGAUCAUUUGGAUGCCUUUGUUUUGCCACAUCUCCUAAACAUAGUAGAGACAAGUUUCAAUCUAGAGCAAUCCCUUCCAUUUUCCUUGGAUAUCCUUGUGGGAAGAAAGGAUACAAGUUACUUAAUAUGUCCUCUCAAUCUAUUUUCUAUUCUAGAGAUGUUGUUUUUCAUGAGCAUGUUUUUCCCUUCUCCACUAAUUCUUCUAGCUCUUCCCUCCCUUCACCCUCCAGUUUUGUUGAUGUUACUCCAGCUGUGCCUUCUCCUUCCACUUUUCCUCCUAAUUCUACAUCCUCUCCUAUUUCCAUUCCUCCUGAUAAUCCCUCUCUUUCUCCUCCUACUGCUGUUCCAGAAUCUUUAUCAUUUCCUAUUUCCAUCCCAUCUCCUUCCAAUCCUUCUACAUCUGAUCCUCCUCUUAGAAGAUCCCUUAGAGUACCACAUCCACCUCCUCAUCUAGCAGACUAUGUCUGCUCUGCCCCUGUAUCUACUGUUCCUCCUAUGUCUUCUAGAGAAUUGCACUUGCAUGAGCCUCAGUACUAUCAACAGGCUGUUUCUAAUCCUGCUUGGCAGGAUGCCAUGUUAAAAGAAUUUCAAGCACUAGAAGCUAACAACACCUGGGAUAUUAAAUAUGAUGGUUCUGUUGAGAGGUACAAGGCACGGUUAGUCAUUAGGGGUGAUACUCAGAGGGAGGGAAUUGAUUACAAUGAAACAUUCUCCCCGGUUGUCAAAUUUACUACUAUCAAGUUUCUUCUUUCUCUUGCUAUAAAGAGGAACUGGACUGUCUAUCAACUUGAUGUAAAUAAUGCCUUUCUCCAUGGUGACCUCCAUGAGGACGUUUACAUGAAGAUCCCACCUGGGCUGCAGGUUUCUUCUACUUGUUCUUCUUCUCUCCCUUUGUCUACUUCUACUUCUCUUACUGUACUAGCUGUUUAUGUUGAUGAUAUUCUACUAGCUGGGGAUGAUGUUGCUGAAUUGGAUAGUGUUAAGCUAUUUCUUGACCAACAAUUCAAAAUAAAGGAUUUGGGGUCAAUCCAUUAUUUUCUUGGUUUGGAGGUCACUCAAUGUCCUGAAGGUUACAUCAUUAGCCAACAGAAGUUCACACAGGACUUGUUGGCAGAAUUCUAA